Amphimedon queenslandica is the source of this 1976-nucleotide messenger RNA. RefSeq names its product serine-rich adhesin for platelets-like. NCBI's taxonomy places the organism in Eukaryota, Metazoa, Porifera, Demospongiae, Haplosclerida, Niphatidae. The transcript has 7 exons. The coding region runs from base 216 to 1976 and encodes 586 amino acids. The record is from RefSeq and is a predicted model, not a curated record.
UUCAGAUUCAAUCUGAUGAUAUCUCUGUUACUGAUUGCUGUAUCAAUGCUAGUAGGAGUGUUAGAUUUGACUACAAAAAUGAAACAAAGUUCUACCCCUACAAAAACUUUUUUUGUGACACAAAUGAACUUUGUCCAAAUUCUUCAUUUCCUACAAGAAUCAUCAAGGUAGGACCUGAUUUUGAUAGACUUAGUCCUGCUGAUUCAAAUUGCUCAAUGCUGAUCAAUAAUGAGAACAUGAGUGUACCUAUGGGGGAAAUAUGGGGCAAUGAUAUAAUUUUACCGACCCAAUCUAGUGCUGGAAACAAUACAAUUAGAUUUAACCUUAAAAUGGAUGGAUGUGUUCGACCCCUUCCUGUUAAUUCUGCUCCCAAUCCUGUCCUCCUCUCUAUGAUUACUGAUCAAAAUGAAACACGUCAUUUAGCUUACUAUGCACCAGUUGGUAGCAAUAAUUGGACAUCAGCUACUACUGGGGAUUUAUCUCUGAACAAUAUUUCUAUUUAUUCUCCUAGAUCUCAUGAUGAUGUGACUUUUAUUGAGAUUGAUAUUAAUGACACUAUUGAAGGAUUUUUAUUAGUAUGGACACAGUACCACUAUAUACCUAAUGGGGAACAUUGGACUGUAGCAUUGAGAAGGAAUAAUAAUACUUUUAUUAAUGAACAACAACUUCAUUGCUACAGUAAUGGCAAGCCAAAUGGUGAUAAUAAUUGGAUAUCAAUGAAAGGUGGGGAUGGUUCUUCUCCUCGUGCUGCUAGUUUAUGUUUUAAAAGAAAAGGUUGUAAUGAUGCUACAUGUCCAAACUUCACUAUUCCGAUUAACCCAGUUUCAUCUUCACCUAAUGUUGCUCAUGAUAGUAUCACUUGUAUAUCUAGUGAAAUGACUACCUCACCUAAUGGUUGUGAUCCUUCAAGCACUUCUAUUGUGCAUAUUUCUACUAUUGAUACUUCCGAACCUUUUAUUCCAACCAGUACUCCUGUUACUGACCCUCCUGAUCUGUCUAUUCUAACCAGUGUUCCUAUUACUUCAAUCAGCACUUCUACUCUAAUCAGCACUUCUACUUCAAUCAGUACUUCUACUCCAAUCAGUACUUCCACUUCAACAGCUACUUCAACUUCAACAGCUGCUUUUACUUCAACAGCUACUUCUACUUCAACAGCUACUUCUACUUCAACAGCUACUUCAACUUCAACAGCUGCUUUUACUUCAACAGCUACUUCUACUUCAACAGCUACUUCUACUUCAACAGCUACUUCUACUUCAACAGCUACUUUUACUUCAACAGCUACUUCAACUUCAACAGCUACUUUUACUUCAACAGCUACUUCUACUUCAACAGCUACUUUUACUUCAACAGCUACUUCUACUUCAACAGCUACUUCUACUUCAACAGCUACUUUUACUUCAACAGCUACUUCUACUUCAACAGCUACUUCUACUCCAAUCAGUAGUUCUACUUCAACUAGUACUUCUAUUACUCCAAUCAGUAUUUCCAGUAGUUCUCCUAAGCCAUCAUGUACACCUAUUGAUGUAUGGCCUGAGACACAGGCUGGAGAGAUUGCUAGAGGAACAUGUAAAAAAGGAAUAUUUAAUGCUACAAGACAUUGCAGAGAUGAUGGUACAUGGGGUAUGAUGAUCAAUUGUAGUUCUUCCGAAUCCUUUGAUAGAAUAUCUAAUGAAGCUAUGAAUAAUCCUGCAGGUGCUCUUAACUCAUUAAAUGGUACAUUGAGUAAUAUUAGUGUUAAUGAAGCAGCUGUUCUUCUGAAUAUAAUAUCAAAUUUUUUACAAAACUUUACGAAAGCCCAGACAGGGACAGCUUUAGGUAUUGUUGGUGGAAUAUUUGAUGCAAUUAGAACUGAUAGUCCACAGGAGGAAAGGAAUGUUGGUAGUGAAUUGGUAAUGACAAUGGAUAAUAUUACACUGAAAUUACAAGAACCUGAUGUCAGUAUCUCAAUUGGAUCCAUUGGUAUGAAUACAUGA